This is a messenger RNA of Pygoscelis adeliae (Adelie penguin), 264 nucleotides long. RefSeq names its product Purkinje cell protein 4 like 1 (gene PCP4L1). Gene Ontology annotation, molecular function: protein binding. The transcript has 2 exons. NCBI's taxonomy places the organism in Eukaryota, Metazoa, Chordata, Aves, Sphenisciformes, Spheniscidae. The record is from RefSeq and is a predicted model, not a curated record. The annotation marks the transcript as partial.
AUCGACCUGAGCGCACCCGAGACGGAGAAAGCCGCGCUUGCUAUCCAGGGCAAAUUCCGCCGCUUCCAGAAGCGGAAGAAGGACAGCGAUGAAAGACGCCGCCACUUGCUCCUCUUCCUCGGGGGACGAAGGCCUUGUGGUGCCACGUCCCUCCAGGCAUCAAAGUUUAGCUUGGGGCCGGCUUUGGUGGUGGUUCCCAGCCCCGGCUCCCACUGCAACACCACCAAGAGCAGCCACAGGAGGUACCUGAGCUGCUGCCGGUGA